GUUCAGCGUGACAUAAUUUGGGAGAACAUAUAUGAGAGAGGGUCUUCUCCCCUUCUCUCACCCCCCCUCCCGGAGAAUUAAACUAUAAUAUUGCUGGACUGUAACAAUGUUGCUUGGGGCCUACGUUUUGUUUGUUUUUUUAAAAGGUCACUCGGCUCCUUCACUUCAGAAGGCACCAUAUCAUUUAACUGGAAUGCUUAAAUGUGGAUUUUAGUCUACUGUUGGUUUUAUCUCUCACAGUAGGUUAUAGAAGAAAGUUUCAGUUGUCUAUGUUGCCGGAUAGAAGUGUGGUUAACUGAUAAAGCCCUUACUAAUCUGUACUUUUCUUUCAAAAAAACAAUUACCACCGUCAGUGUUGUGCGUCAGAUUGCCUUGUAAUAUAAGAUAAGUGUCUGCGUAUGUUAGAAUGUUUAGUCUGUUUUAGAAUUCUGAUAAGUGUUGAUUCAGCAAUGUUCCCUUGAUUUCAUUCAGCAAUGUUCCCUUGAUUUCAGUAGAGCUUACUUCCAAGUAAGCAUUUUGACCUAAAACAUUUUCUGAGUAGUAAAUAAAAAGAAUUACUGUACUAUUACAGUACUACAUUGGAAUAUGAGAAUCAAUAGGAGUAGGUAGGUGGGACCAAUACAUACACCCACAAUACCUGAAUAUGGAAGAGAGCCCUCUGUGUACACAAGAGUACUGUUUUAUUGUAGAAAUUUAAAUAUCACAAUGUAAUAGGAAGCAUCCAUUAGGUUCAGAUAACAUGUGUGUGCAGGUUGGUCAUUCUGAGAACAUAAAAUGCCCUGCUGAAUCAGACUAAAGGCCUCUCUAAUUGAGUAUCCUGUUUCUCAGAGUGGCCAACCAGAGUGUUAGGGUUGUUCAAAUGGAGAGUACAUUAACUUUCAGUUUAAAGUUCACCUCAACAGGGGCAAUAACCUGUGGUUCCUUUACCAGGGAAUGUUGUGGAGAACUUAAUUUGCCAUUUCCUACCAUUCUGCAAUUUGUUUUUGUUUUGUUUGCUUAUGUUCAGUUUAGAGAACCAGGUUUCAUUUAGUUUUGUUCUCAGUUGCUAGUAGUUCGGUAACUGAGGGAAAAUUUGUCUGUUUGAUUUGGAAAAUCUGCAGGUUGAGAGUAAGUGCUGGAUGUGGGGAGGCGAAGUUCACAGAGUGUGUAUUAGGUUCGUAGAAAUUGCUUCCAAAAAACGGAUUUCUCUGAAUCAAGACAAAAUGAAUGGAUCAUCAUUGCUGCUGCGAUUUCCACUCUGUUUUCUUCAGAGAAGGUUUCCUAAUAGUUUUGACGGUUUCUGCUGGAGGCCCAGCCCUGGAUCUGCUUUUUCAUGUGUCCAACAGCUGAAUUCAUUACAACAGUGUUGUUCAAGGAGGAUGAUAUCUUCAAAGGGCUUGAACACUGGCCUCUGUUAUCCAGCAGUGUUGGAACAUCAGACACGAGAGCUCUCUGACCAGGAACAGAGACUUCUAGACAAAUUGUACAAUGGAUUAAUUCAAGGACACAGGGCCUGCCUGGCGGAAGCCAUUACUCUUGUAGAAUCCACACACAGCAGGAAGAAGGAGAUUGCGCAGGUGCUCCUUCAGAAGGUACUAUCCUACCACAGAGAACAAGAGCAGUUAAAUAAAGGAAAGCCACUAGCCUUUAGAGUGGGAUUGUCUGGACCUCCUGGUGCUGGGAAAUCAACAUUUAUUGAAUGCUUUGGGAAAAUGCUCACUGAAAGAGGACACAAAGUGUCUGUCUUGGCAGUGGACCCAUCUUCUAGCACCAGUGGUGGCUCACUCUUGGGCGAUAAGACGCGAAUGACCGAGUUGUCGAGAGAUAUGAAUGCUUACAUCAGGCCCUCUCCAACCAGAGGAACGCUAGGAGGUGUAACGCGAACCACAAAUGAAGCCAUUCUGCUGUGUGAAGGAGGAGGCUAUGACAUAGUUCUUGUAGAAACAGUAGGUGUGGGUCAGUCGGAGUUUGCUGUUGCUGAUAUGGUUGAUAUGUUUGUAUUGCUACUGCCACCAGCAGGAGGUGACGAGCUGCAGGGUAUCAAACGAGGUAUAAUUGAGAUGGCUGAUCUUGUUGCUGUAACCAAAGCUGACGGAGAUCUAGUUGUACCAGCACGGAGAAUUCAAGCAGAAUACGUCAGUGCUCUGAAAUUACUCCGUAAGCGCUCAAAGGUUUGGAGCCCAAAGGUAAUACGAAUCUCUGCCAAAACUGGAGAAGGCAUCUCUGACAUAUGGGAUAAGAUGACAGAAUUCCGAGACCUCAUGCUUACAAGCAGCGAGUUGAUGACCAAACGAAGGAGACAGCAAAAAGUGUGGAUGUGGAAUGUAAUCCAAGAAAGCAUGCUGGAUCAUUUCCGGAGUCACUUGGCAGUGAGAGAUCAGAUUCCACUUCUGGAAGAAAAGGUUGUCAGUGGAAUUCUCUCUCCAGGGCUGGCUGCAGACCUAUUGCUCAAAGCUUUUAAAGAAAGAUCUUAACAUUCACCUUUGUGCAUGACCUGAUUUUCACCAAUUACCUGUACAUUACAAACAGUUUCCUAAGGCAUAAAUUGUUCUACUUCAGUGAAUCUGCACACUUUUACCUGGUAACAAAAAUGUUCUGUAAAUGGAAGUCGAUCCUUUUUAUUUACAGCAUGUUUAAAGGUAUGCAGUUGUAAUGGUACGCAAGUGCUUUACUGUUAAUUCAAAUUUAUUUCUAAUCUGCAGGGGAUGCUAGAGAGAAUAUCAGCAGUGAGCACAGUCAUGUUUUGCCUCAGUUAUCAGCACUUGCCCAAUCAUCUUCAUUGGUCGAAACUUCCAACUGCUUGAACUUUAUUAAUUACAAUGUACCAUUAAAAGGGUAAGAGUGAAUUAGACAUUGGAUAAUUUUUAAUAAGUUUAAUUUAGAAGUCCUUAAUUCUGUUUAUACAGCAGCUCAGAGAUAAUAGGGAUUAAAAGAGGAUCGCAAAUCUUUGUGUGCAUAACAGGGACAUAAUGCUUUUUGCAAGCCAACUUAUUGUACAACCAUGUUAGUCCUUGAGUUUCACCCCAAGAUCUGUUACAGCAGCAUGAUGACGCAUAACUACCGUUGCACCAGUGUGUUGCAAACCCAUGAACCUCAAUUCCUUCAGCCCCAGAUGGCAUGCACAGGGUCCAUUUGUGUCAUGAGGGUGAACAUGUGGGUCUUCAUUCAUGCUUAGGUUGCAAUCCUAUACCUGUAUAUUUGAGAACGUGCCUCACUGAUAGCAAAGGUUGCUCCUGCGGAGUAAGCAUGCAUAAGAUCAGUCUACUUAUGCUGCAUACAUGCUGACCCUGAUUCUUCAGGCUAGUAUUACUCUUGUUCCUGCUGAUGUAUUUUAGUGCCAAGGACCAAGGCUUCAGUGCCUCAGAUUAGUUAUAAAAAAGGAGACUUAGUACAAAGACCAUGGAGAAGAACCUCAAACAAUGCAAACUAGUGAUGAGCUUCAACUGGGAUAAAAUAACAAGCUCUAAAGCACAUGAUUUUCCUGAUAGUUAACUGCUAGCUACUGCACUGCAUACAUAAAAACUCAUUUUUCUCCUUCAAGUUCAGGAGCUUGAACGAUCCAUUGUUUGGCUGUUAUAUUGUCAGUGUUGUUCUUAUAAGGAAGUUCCUCUCCCUCCACUCCCGGCUAUAUCUAAUCUACACUGGACCUUUCUAAAUCCAUUACUUCCUGUAACACAAGCUGGGGUAGCCUUUAAUACGUCUAGCCCUCCUGCGUAUUGCUUCCUUAUUUCUGUAGUGCUGCCACAUACACUCUCUUCCUUUCUAAUCCUUUGCUCGUGUUCUUUCACCUCCCAUCUUGCUUUGCGUGUUUAUUUUCAUUUUGUACUCUUGUUUUCCAUGCUGUACUAAAGUAAACAAGGCCAUUCUCAAAAAAACCCCAAAAACACAACCAUAUUAUUAAAUGUUUGGUUCGUU
This is a messenger RNA of Podarcis muralis (Common wall lizard), 3894 nucleotides long. Lineage: Eukaryota; Metazoa; Chordata; Lepidosauria; Squamata; Lacertidae. The record is from RefSeq and is a predicted model, not a curated record.